Messenger RNA from Parasteatoda tepidariorum (common house spider), 588 nucleotides. RefSeq names its product ribosomal protein S26 (gene RpS26). Lineage: Eukaryota; Metazoa; Arthropoda; Arachnida; Araneae; Theridiidae. The record is from RefSeq and is a predicted model, not a curated record. Gene Ontology annotation, biological process: translation. Gene Ontology annotation, molecular function: mRNA binding; structural constituent of ribosome. Gene Ontology annotation, cellular component: cytosolic small ribosomal subunit; ribosome.
UUGGAGGCUCUGCACACAGCUAAAGCGGACAAAUUCUAACAUUUGAAAAUUGCAAAAAAUGGCAACACGUUCGUUCUAAACGUAAGCCAGAGCUCGUGCAUGCGGCAACGUGGUUAAAUUAGGUUAUUUGAUUGAUAUUUAAUUAAAUCAACUAGUUUUUUCUAUUUUUAAUUAUCAUGACUCAGAAAAGGCGUAAUAACGGACGUAGCAAGCAUGGGCGAGGGCAUGUAAAGCCUGUAAGAUGUACCAAUUGUGCUCGCUGUGUACCCAAAGAUAAAGCCAUCAAAAAGUUUGUUAUCAGAAAUAUUGUAGAAGCAGCAGCUGUAAGAGAUAUUCAAGAAGCUAGUGUUUAUGACACUUAUGCUCUACCCAAGUUAUAUGCAAAGCUUCAUUACUGUGUUUCCUGUGCUAUUCACUCUAAAAUUGUAAGGAACAGAUCUAAAGAAGGACGAAAGGAUCGUGCUCCACCCCCCAGAUUCCAGCGGCCUAUGACGGAUGCUGCCCCAAGGGGAGGAAAUCAACCACGUGUUAUGCCACCUAAAUAAGUUUGUAAAAAUUUUGAAGAAAUAAAAAAAAAAAGUGACUUGA